CGCUUCGCUUCGUCCGCGCCAAUUAAGACGUAAUCAUUGUUUCGUCGUCUUGAUGGGAGACUGUGCAUUUAAUCACAAUAUUAUUAUAGAAUAGUGAAGAUGAUAUAUCGAUGUAUACUUCUGUUUGCUGUUCUCGCCCCGGCCUCGGCGACGGGGAUACAAAUGCUUUUCCCUGAUCAGAAGCAGUACAAUUACGUUGUCAAAACAAAUAUAUCAACGGGCGUCGCCCAUAGGAAUUCUUACUGGACUUUGGAGGGCAGACUAGUUGUACUUGUGGACGAUAAUUACUAUGCCACAGUUCAAUUUAAACUUGAGGAUUUGAAGACGUCUGUGUAUAGUUAUAACACCGGUUUUUCAUCGUAUCACACCCCCGAAGCGGCCAGGGAAUUGGAGGAGCCGUGGAAAAUUAUUUAUCAGGAGAACGGUUUCAUAAGUGCAAUCCAGCAUUUGCCGCACGAGAAAGUUUGGGUGACGAACAUAAAGCGAGCGAUAUCCGUCAAUUUCCAGCUGAAAAAGGACGCCGGUUCUUAUACCAAUGAAGAGCCGUGCCUGUACGAGAGUUGUGUUAUGGUGUAUUCCGUGCAAGGGAACACUAUCAAGAAGUAUAACUCCUAUCAGAAAGCGUCCAUGACCUCGCAGACCAGUUGGAGCUCGGUGCCGUGGAGUGGAGAUUACGGGAGGGGGGUGCCCGAGAACAUAGCGACCUCGCAACGAGUGUACGAUCUCGAUGAAAAGGGCCUCAAUUGUUUGAACAUGAAGGGUUUGUUCGAGUACAUAGUGGACGGGCAUGUGCUCACAGUUACAACUGAGCUAUCCCUCUAUCGUGAUUCGGAGUCGUCUUUGCCGGCAAAAAAAUAUGUAUUAGAAGGGGCCAAGGUCAGCAGCAUACAAUACAUAGCCGGUGGUUUCGAUGACCCUACGAACGGAAUAAAAAUUAUAUCUCAGGACGAGUUGAAGAACAAAACUUAUGAGAUUUUAUUUAAAAUAGCAACCAAAGGCAUAGACGCUGACAACAUAGUUAAAGAUGCGACGCUUAUACACAGCAUGGAUUUUAUUGAUCUGAUAAAUACAGUAACGAAACUCUCAUAUACAACACUAGUCAAACUCUUCGAAGACCUGGUCUUGGGUACUAGUUACGACUUGGAGACAGCAAGAAAUAUAUUUCUAGAAGUAAUUCCACACGGAAGAAGCAAUGCUUGCGCCAAAUUUAUAAAAUAUCUCGUUGUUAAGGAAAAGGAUAAUAUAGAAGAUGCUACAAUUCUCUCACUGAUCCGUAAGCUGCCGUUUAACAUAGCGAAUCACAGCCAGGCACUUCUUGAGGACAUGGAAACUAUCAGCAAGUUGGGUUUGGACUUCCCUCAAGAGAUACGACAUGCUGGAAUUCUGUCAUUUGCAAUAAUGGUGUCGCAUUGCGUGGAGGCGAUGAAGGUCAAACAGGACUAUUUUGACAGCAUUUUAGUCAAAUACUUUAGAAUGUACAGUGACUGCCCUCAAUAUCUGGAUCGUCUUAUUUGGCUCCAAGGUCUUUGUAGCUUGGGUUACACAUCAGAGUCUUACAUACGAACGAUAUACGCUGACAAAACUAGGAAUAGACAUGAAAGAUUGUGGGCAUCACUGGCUUGCGGACAGGAUACCAGAGGAUACAAUGUCUUAGAAACUUCUUUGCCAAUCUUAAUGGACGACAACGAGCACAUCCAACUACGCAUAUCAGCUCUCCACGCUAUUCUCAGCUCGGGGAUAAGAGAGAGCGACUUUCUUUUCCUCCACAACUGGAUGUCCACCAGCCGACCUGAACUCCAGAGGUUCUGGUACUCAACUGUUAAGAGCCUUGAAAGCAACAAAUUCCCUAAGUAUAGAACUAUUUCAGAUUACAUUCCUUUCGUCUCGAAGGACGUUGUUAACCCUGACUCAUCACUGUGGGGCACCAACAACUACAUCGUCAGUGGUGAUGAGCUUAGUGGCUGGGUACAGGUGAUGACUGUUGGAAACCCUGCCCCAACCCUUGCAGCGCUCUCCGUUUCUACUGGAGGACGACGGGCCUAUCAGGCUUCGGUGUACAUUAUAGCUGAAGGAGUGCAGUUUGAUAAAGUGAGGAAGUGGAAACAGAGUGAUCUCAAAGUGGAUAAUUUAUUAAAAAUCCUAGAAAGAUUGAAUGUGCGAAAUUUGAAGACAUCAGAAGAGGUUCACAUAGACGUUGUCAUUAAAAUCCAAGACAAAACAGUCUACGCAACUCACAUCAACCAGACGAGGUUCGAGUCUUGGAACGGAUAUGACUUGACGAAAUCGAUCACGGAGUUCCUGAGGUUCGGCAGUCACAUAAACCAGCAAAUAGCAUACUAUCCCAUUCAGAUAGACGUCAAUGUACCCAGCGAUUUAGGCACACCCAUCCGCCUUCAGUCGUCCGUGGUGACCUUCACUUCACUCCGCGGUAACCUCACCUCUAACCCGGACAGUGGACUCGCCCUGGAUUGGGUUAACGAUUUACAUAUACGCCAUCAAGCGACUAUAACAACAGCGCUAUCAACAAUCGCGCCGUUGCUGCAAUCAGAACACGAAGUACGCGUCCAGCGUUCCGCGGUAGCGCAUCUACCAAUCAAAUUUAACGUAACCAUGGAACAAUAUGCUAAGUCUAUAGCUUUAACCUGGUUGAACCCAUUCGCUCAACGUGCCGGCUUCGCCAUCCACUCUUGGAUCCAAGUACACAUGGACGCCAGGCAGCCUGAUCUGUACACAGUCUCCAGUGGAAUAACUACUGAUGAUGACAGUGGCAUCUUUUUUGACUGUGAGAGAAAGACUUCAGGUGCUGAGGUGGUUGAGAAAUAUAUAAUGUCCAAGUUCAUGAGCUACGAUCUAUUUCCAACCAAACAUAUUCUCAAUACAAUAUCUCGGUUCAUAACCUCUUGUGGGGUGAUCAUCCCUCCCAACCGACUAGUGGGAGGGGAAGACGAGAUGGUUCACGUGGAAUUUACGUUAGGAGACAUUGUGUUCCAGAAAGUGGAUAAGAUAGAGAUGGAAUUUGACUUCAUGUUGAAGUAUUAUAGUAUAAAUGAUCCAAAUAAACAGAUAUACUUAAAAAUUGAUUCAAAUACUAAAAUUAAAAGUGCGGGGAGGAAUCUUUUUAUCAAAUGGUUCUUAUACGUCAACCAGCCGUACUCCUUGGAUCCGAAGAAGAAGUUUUGGAAGCUUUGUUAUACCCAAAAAGACACGAGCCACGCCCCAUCAGACCAAGACAUCACCAUCCAUCCAUCUUCCUACCAUGGGACAUCUAAAAUAUUGUAUCAGACAUCAGAAGAAUACAACCAGUGUAAUCCCAAUGAGACAAGACCUAAUGAAUCGAUUGAGACAAAACUUCAGUUGAACUACAAAGGAACGCCGAAAAACAACAGAGGCACCAUCGAGAGAUAUGUCGAAGUCGACAUUUUGGGGGAGAAUUUGCAUAAUUUUGACUUGCUGCAUAAUUUGGGCUACGGUGUCAAGACGCCCGUCGCUCAACUAUUGGGAAGCUUCGAUAAGAACAAAAUUAACACUACGUCAGUUAUUAAGGAAAAGGAUGGUAUAGCAUCAAUACGUGUGAAUGGAGGCGUGGAGGUGGAGAUGUACGUGGGAGGUCUGUCCUGGCUGCUCGAUAGCUGGACCGCCAUGCAACUGAUGAGGAGGUUCGGGUUAUACCGUGAAUGUCGUCUUCAAGAGUCGACGGUCCAGAUGUUGUCCGGAUCCGUGGAACAGCUGCAACCCCUGCAGUGUUCGGAAAGCCUCGUCCUUGCGGAUUGCUCUGUAUCUCCAAGGUUCGUUAUUCUCCGGAAACAAGAUGGCGGUAUCCAACUCUACGACGGAGAUUAUCCGUCCAAAAAUGCGACGAGCGUACAUUCUUCUAAAGUGACAGAUUAUAAGUCCAUCUUGGAAGUUGGAACCAAAAUCCUUUCGGAAUCCACGGGUGUAGUGAUGUAUAAGAGAUUAAAUGAAAACGUAAUUCUUUUACCAUCUUCCUACAUGCAUUCCGUGUGUGGAGAAUGCGCUGGUCAUACAACGUAUAACAAUUGUUGAUCUGUGUAAUAUUUAUUACAAUAUUAUUAAGCGAAUUAAUAUUAAAACUAACUGAUAUAUUUUGGAUCUUCGAUUCACAUUUUCGAUUAUAUAAAUAAUAUUAUUUUUAUUUUUUUAUUUGUUUCUGUAAUAAUUCGGAUGCUUUAAUUAAUAAUUACGUAAGAAAAGUUUUAUGAUUGA
This is a messenger RNA of Danaus plexippus (monarch butterfly), 4224 nucleotides long. RefSeq lists its product as uncharacterized. Gene Ontology annotation, biological process: lipid transport. NCBI's taxonomy places the organism in Eukaryota, Metazoa, Arthropoda, Insecta, Lepidoptera, Nymphalidae. The coding region runs from base 100 to 4044 and encodes 1314 amino acids. The transcript has 29 exons. Gene Ontology annotation, molecular function: lipid carrier activity. The record is from RefSeq and is a predicted model, not a curated record.